AUGUCGGAACGAAUGAAGAAAGAAUUGGAGGAGAAAAGGGCUAGAGUAGCGGAACUGAGAAGAGCAAGGGAGGAAAGGAUGGCUCAGUUGGCUCAAGCAAGUACAUCUCAAGGACCAGUUGAACCCCUGACAACAUCCCGUAAAGAUGUCAAUGAUCUCGUAGAGUCGUUACUUGCACGACCUUCUACACCAGCAAGACAGACUUCUUACGUAUCCGCACAAUCACACGCGACUCCCAACAUCGGUACAAGUGGACGAGCCAGCCGGUCGACUCCUCCGGAAAGUAGUUUACCUGGUACACCGGGAGGAAGAGCAAGUAGAUUAAGCAAUGAAGGCAGUACAGGUGGAUCAGGUGGUACAGGUAGAUCAGGCUUUACGAGUAUGACACCUUCUCAACCGAUGGUGGAUAGGGAAACAGUGGGUUCACCAUUUCAACCGAUUGAUUUCGUAGAUAUGCAACAGGAACUAUACGAGUUGCCUUCGAAGACAGUAAAGCCGGUAACCUAUUCCAAAGCCAUUCAAACAUCCGUGACGAUAUCAACGUCAACGUCAGAUCUGGAAUCAGAUGCAGGAUCAGAGGAUGAAAGAGGUAUCAUCCGUCGGCGAAGGAGAAGAGAUGAUGGUGAAAGUGGAAGAGAAACAGAAGAUGACAUGAGGACGAGAAUAUUGGAGGAAUUAGAGGAAGAAAGGAAAUCCUUAGAAAAUGAAUUGAAGGAAUUGAAAGAGAAAGGAGAGGAACAGAAGGUCAACAAUCUAUCGGAUGAACAAAGACAAGCAAUUUUUGCAGCACCUGAUUUUAGCGCCUUCAUAGAAGAGUCAACGAAGAUAGUGCAAAGAGCUUUGAGCGAUGGAUAUGAUUAUAUAAAGGACUACACGAUAGGUAUAGACGGUGCUUUUGACGAGUCGGAAGGACAGAAAAUCAAGCUAUUCUGUGCUUUUUCAGAUGAGAGGUGGACGAAUGGUAGAUCCGUAACGGAUUUAGACUGGUCACCGAAAUUUCCCGAAUUGAUUGCUGCGUCCUAUAACAAAAAUCCAUCGGCGAUCAACGAUCCCGAUGGUAUAGUAGCAGUUUGGAAUUUACAUCUUCUUGAAAGACCUGAAUUUAUCUUCCACUCUCCUUCCGACGUCCUCUCAGUCACUUUCUCACCUUACCAUCCCACACUGAUAUUUGGCGGAUCAUACUCUGGUCAAGUGCUAUUAUGGGAUACCAGAGCAAAACAUUUACCGGUACUGAAAACUCCUUUAUCCUCCAGUGGCCAUACUUACCCUAUAUACGGAAUGAAAAUGGUCGGAACGCAGAACGCAAAUAAUCUGAUAACAACUAGUACAGAUGGUUUAGUUUGUAGUUGGUUAAGUGAUAUGUUGGCACAACCUCAAGAAACUCUUCCGCUUACCGUACCAUCACAUAACAAAACCGAUGAGGUAUCGAUCACUUGUCUUGACUUCCCAGAUAACGAAACAUCGACUUUUUGGAUAGGUACAGAAGAAGGAUCCAUCUAUCAAGCUAAUCGAUAUGAUCGAGCAUCAUCGAAAGCGGGAUUGAACUCUGAAGAUGUAUAUCGUGGACAUGCUGCUCCGAUCACAGGAAUCGAUUUCCAUCCUGGAACGGGAUCAAUCGAUUUCUCCGACCUGUUCUUGUCUUCUUCGGUAGAUUGGACAGUUAAGUUGUGGAAAACAAAAGCUUCAUCCUCGAAUAACAGUAAAAAUUCCAGUUCGAACGGAGUCAAGGGGGAAACAGGAGGUAUAGGAUCGUUGCAUUCGUUCGAAGAAGCAGAUGAUUACGUGUUCGAUGUAAAGUGGCAUCCUCAUCAUCCUGCUGUUUUCGGUACAGUAGAUGGCAAUGGUAAAUUCGAUUUAUGGAACCUGAACCAUGAUGUUGAGGUACCGAUAGUUUCUACAACAGUGUCUUCCGAAGCAUUGAACAAAUUAGCAUUUGAUAAAACACCUUUAUCUAAAAAAGUGGGAUUGGGUUCCUCAAAUGGUAAAGUAUACAUGUAUGAUAUAAUGGAGAAAUUGAUUCAACCGAGAGAUAAUGAGUGGAUUGAAAUGCAAAAGAUCAUUCAAAGUUUGGCAGCUUCAAAGGAGAAUACGACCAAUGGAUUAGUAGGUGAAUUAAACACACAAGGUAGAAGUAGAUAUAGAUAA
Messenger RNA from Kwoniella shivajii, 2145 nucleotides. RefSeq lists its product as uncharacterized. The record is from RefSeq and is a predicted model, not a curated record. Lineage: Eukaryota; Fungi; Basidiomycota; Tremellomycetes; Tremellales; Cryptococcaceae. Bases 1 to 2145 code for a protein of 714 amino acids. The transcript has 10 exons. Gene Ontology annotation, biological process: transport along microtubule. Gene Ontology annotation, molecular function: dynein light chain binding; dynein heavy chain binding. Gene Ontology annotation, cellular component: cytoplasmic dynein complex.